AUCGCGUCCCUGCAAUUCGAUCUUUAAUCUUGCCACAGCAUCUCCUGUUAUCACUUGAGUACAAAGACACUACUUUUGUCCAUUCGUUGAUCCUUUCUCCAUAUUCAGAUCCAUUCCUUCCCUCUUUCAUUGCCAGGGUCUAAACUACGGUCGUUGUCUUUCAGAACUGCAGCCACCCAAAACAGUAACCUCAACGUUACUUCCUUCCACUCUCUCGUCUCGAAUUAUCCAGACAGCAAUGGCUCCUACUGCCACUUCUACCGUCGCCGGCCUUGAGGCUGAGGACCAUGCCAGAGAUGCAGCCUUCAACAAGGCCCUGCAUGGCAAGUCUUCACAGGCACGAGGAGGGUUUGCUGCCAUGCGCGGGAAAGAUAAGGCCGCUCAAAAGGCAGCAGUGGAUGAAUAUUUCAAACAUUGGGACAACAAAGCCGCAGCUACUGAGACCGAGGAGACGCGUAAAGCUCGAAGGGACGAAUACGCAACGUUGACCAGACACUACUACAACCUUGCCACGGAUCUCUACGAAUAUGGAUGGGGAACUUCAUUCCAUUUCUGCCGAUUCGCUGUCCGAGAACCCUUUUACCAGGCCAUCGCGCGUCACGAACACUACUUGGCGUUGAAGAUGAACAUCCAGGAGAAUGCGCGGGUUCUGGACGUCGGGUGUGGUGUGGGUGGACCUGCACGAGAAAUCAUCAAGUUCACUGGUGCCAACGUGACGGGACUGAACAACAACGACUAUCAGAUCGAGCGGUCGUUGCGAUAUGCCAAAAAGGAAGGCCUUGAGGACAAGUGGAGCGCGGUCAAGGGCGAUUUUAUGCAAAUGUCCUUUCCCGAGAACUCGUUUGACGCCGUUUAUGCGAUCGAAGCGACGGUGCAUGCUCCCAGCCUGCAAGGCGUCUAUGAGCAAAUCUUCAAGGUCCUCAAGCCUGGUGGAGUUUUUGGAGUUUACGAAUGGCUCAUGACGGACAAAUACGAUAACGACAAUCCUCAUCACCGUGAAAUUCGACUGGGUAUUGAGCAGGGAGACGGCAUCUCCAACAUGGUCAAAGUCUCUGAGGGUCUAGCGGCCAUCAAGGCAGCCGGGUUUGAGCUUGAGUUCCACGAGGAUCUGGCAGAAAGACCAGAUCCGAUUCCUUGGUAUUAUCCUCUCGCCGGAGACUUGAGAUAUGUGGCUUCGCUGGGAGACUUGUUCACUAUUGGCCGCAUGACAUGGUGGGGAAGAGGUCUGAUCCACAAGUUUAUCGGUUUGGGAGAAACACUGCGAGUGAUGCCACAAGGUACACAGAAGACGGCCGAUAGCUUGGCCUUGGCCGCAGAUUGUCUGGUGGCAGGAGGUCGGGAGAAACUUUUUACACCCAUGUAUUUGAUCGUGGCUCGGAAACCAGCCGCAUAGAGGCAGGCUUCUGAUUGCGUUUGGCGUCGGACAGGAUAGUAGUUACAGACUGGGAGCUCACCAUACAUCAUGUACAUAGUUGGGUUGGAGCUUGAUAGAUUGUUGAGGAUAAUAAUGUAGCAUUCUCAAGGACAACUGGGUUAUGGAGAGUCAUAGGCGUGAUGAAAUCUCGAGAGUGGUCAUGCUCAAUGGGACUCACCGGUUCAAUUUAUCAAACUCUAGGUGCCUGGAAUGGGAAAUGGUG
Molecule: messenger RNA, 1637 nt
Organism: Exophiala mesophila
Lineage: Eukaryota; Fungi; Ascomycota; Eurotiomycetes; Chaetothyriales; Herpotrichiellaceae
Exons: 2
Coding region: 239-1393 (384 amino acids)
Biological process (GO): ergosterol biosynthetic process
Cellular component (GO): endoplasmic reticulum
Molecular function (GO): sterol 24-C-methyltransferase activity
Source: RefSeq, a predicted model, not a curated record